Chelmon rostratus (copperband butterflyfish) is the source of this 1407-nucleotide messenger RNA. RefSeq names its product glutamate receptor U1 (gene grik6). The record is from RefSeq and is a predicted model, not a curated record. Gene Ontology annotation, biological process: synaptic transmission, glutamatergic; modulation of chemical synaptic transmission; monoatomic ion transport. The transcript has 9 exons. Gene Ontology annotation, cellular component: AMPA glutamate receptor complex; plasma membrane; postsynaptic membrane. Lineage: Eukaryota; Metazoa; Chordata; Actinopteri; Chaetodontiformes; Chaetodontidae. Bases 1 to 1407 code for a protein of 468 amino acids. Gene Ontology annotation, molecular function: transmitter-gated monoatomic ion channel activity involved in regulation of postsynaptic membrane potential; AMPA glutamate receptor activity.
AUGCAAAUCAGAAGAAUUGCGAUGCUGUUUGGCUUCUUUGUGUUGUCUGUUGGGUUUUUCCUGGACAUGGGAGCAUGCACCGCAGUGCAAUCAGAGCUGAGAAUCACAACAAUAAAGCAAGAGCCGUAUACAACGUCCAAAGGUGCACAGCUGGAGGGCUUUUGCAUGGACCUGCUGUCUGAAGUCGCCAAGAAACUGGGCUUCAAGUACAGAGUGCAGCUGGUGAAAGAUGGCUCAUACGGCAGACAGGAUGAGAGCGGGAACUGGAAUGGGAUGAUUGGAGAGGUGGUGAGAGGCGAGGCAGACCUUGCGAUUGCGCCGCUGACUCUCACUGCAGCUCGGGAGAAAGUGGUGGCGAUGACCAAACCGUUCAUGCAGACAGGGGUCAGCAUCCUGCUGAGGAAGGAUAUCUCAGAGGGAACUGGCUUCUUUGAAUUCCUGACCCCCUUUUCAGCCGAGACUUGGGUCGGCAUCCUCGUUGCAUACCUGGGGACCGCUGCUUGCAUCUUUAUAGUUACCAGGCUCAGCCCAUGCGAGUGGAGUCAGCCUCAGAUUGAGCAGAACAGAUUCAGCUUCCUCCACAGCCUGUGGUAUACAGCUGGAGCGCUGACUCUACAAGGUGCUGGUCCUCACCCCAGAGCUCUCUCAGGACGUGUCACCUGCUGCAGUUGGUGGUUAUUUUCCAUCGUCCUCCUGGCUUGUUAUUUCUCCAACCUCAGCUCCUCUAAGACCACUGACUCCACUCACCUGACUGUGAAAGGGUUCGAUGACUUGGCCAAUCAGGAUGUGAUUGAGUACGGCUGUUUAGCUGGCUCUUCCACCCUUGCCUUCUUCAAGAAUUCAAACAAUCCAGUGUACCGCAGAAUCUACGAACACAUGGAGAGGACGAAGAGUUUUGUGUCAUCUAUGGAUGAAGGCGUCCGGCGUGCAAAGGAGGGAAACUUUGCCUUCAUUGGAGAGUCUGUGUCUUUGGACUUGGCAGUAGCACGCCAUUGUGAACUGGUCAGAGCACAUGAGGUCGUUGGCAUGAGGGGAUACAGCAUUGCUGCUGCCCUUGGCUCACCCAUCAUAAAGAACCUCAGUGUGGCAAUCCUACAACUGAGUGAAGCGGGGGAGCUGGCUUACCUGCGAAGCAAGUGGUGGGCCAGCAGCUGCAUUGCAGACAAGGCCAAGUCUUUAGCUGUGCAGCCACAGAGCCUCAAGGGGAUGUUUCUGGUUCUCUCCCUCGGCCUGGGGCUCGGAGCACUGCUGGCUGUCCUGGAGCUCACCUCUAAGAGCCGCAGAAGCGCAGCUGAGCAGAGGAAAUCCUGCUGCACCGUGCUGACUGAAGAACUGAGUCUGCGCUUGAGAACCAGCGAUGCAAACAAACCCCAGGAAAGUGUAGACAAAGAUAAAGAAAAGGCAUAA